Messenger RNA from Darwinula stevensoni, 2509 nucleotides. NCBI's taxonomy places the organism in Eukaryota, Metazoa, Arthropoda, Ostracoda, Podocopida, Darwinulidae. The record is from the annotation of a GenBank genome assembly.
AUGUUUCGUGUAUCCAUAUGUGGAGUAGACUGCACUCUAUAUUCUGAAUGGAAAUCUCCAAACAAGAUAACCUCUCGUUCUGGCACUGGUGCUGGACGUGGGGACAUCAUCAUUACUACCCUAUCUGGUGGAAAAGGGACUUCAACAGUCAAGUUCUGGGGCUAUCAUGAAACAGUUGGACCUCUUCAUGAGUCUGCUGUCUGGGUUGAAGAACGGGGGACUAUGUAUGACAAGCGGAAAGUGGCAUAUCAUGUCCUCACUACUGGCCUAGAAGAAGAUCCACUAGGAUUGUCUGAUGAAGCCAAUGAUAAGAGAUUCCCAGAGGAGGAGCUGUUGGACCUAUUUCCUGAAGGAAGUGGAAGGUUGACAGCUGAUAACUUCAUUCCUGCCUGGUGGCUCCUUGAAAACCAUAGACAAACAACAUUUGAUGACCUGAAAAGUGGCCUGAAUUAUCUGAAUCGCCAAGUUGAAGGUCACAAGGAGUCUGAAAUUUCAUUUCUCAAAACUAAUAUGGCAUCCAUGGUGGAUCAAUUGGAUACCCUCAUGGCCCUCAAGGGAGAUUUUGACAAGCAUGAACAAGAGAUUCAGCAUGAUCCAUUGGCAAGAUCAGAGGAAUUGGUCAAAGCUGCUUGUGGAAAUGCAGAUAACCUUUUCAAGGAACUCCUUGAACGCAAAGACAAGGCUGAUGAGACUCGGAAUACACUUGUGCUUUUGAACAGAUUCAAAUUUCUUUUUGCCCUACCCAAGAGCAUUGAUGAGAACCUGGCCUUGGGUAAUUUUCAUCAGAUUGUUAGUGAUUAUGGAAGAGCAAAGCUUCUCUAUGGGAGUCAUGAGACUGAGAUGGUGAAAAGUCUCAUGAGGGAAGUUGAAGAGCGAGUGAGAGACUUAGAUGAGGCAUUUCGUGAAGUUCUCAAAGAGGACAAUGGCCUUCCUUUGGUAGAGCAGAAGAAACUUAUCAGACACUUAACAGCAUUGGGCAUUUCUGAAGAUCCUGCAUGGCAAGUCCUUGAGCAUAAAUAUCAGGCUAUGAAGGAGACCUUAGGCCAAAUGGAGAAUUCUCUUCAUCAAACUUCAUGCCAUCCUUCCUCAAUCCAGGAAGGAGAGGUUCCUCCUGAAGUUGAGGUCAUUGAGAGGGCUGCUGGCAUUAUGACUGGGAGUUUCAGGAACUUCUGGCAACUGGGGAACCUCUACACAUCUGGAGACUUGCACAAGAGUCAGUCUCCUGCCAACAAGGAUACUUUUAUGAAAAUGGUGCGAAAUCUGGUGACAAUAUAUUGCCGCAUCUGUCAGCAAGCGUUGAUGGCCCCAUUGAUGGAUGAUAAGUCUUCUCCAAGCUCCAAUUUGGAAGCAGGAGAACACCUGAUUGAUUUUCUCCCUAGAUGCCUGUUGAAAAUCAGAAGUUGCUAUGUUUCAUUGGCCAAAAUGCAUAUUGUACCUUCCCUCCUUGACAAUGUUGAAAUGCUGAUCACACAGCUGAGGAUCUACACACUUCAGGAAUUACUGAAGAAAGCUAUCAGGGACUGUGGUAAUCUCGAGGCCUUAGAGACAUCAGAAGCUGAAUUAGUUGGAGACCGGCAUGUCACAGGAUCUCGACUGCCACAUGUCUUUGAAGAAAAUGUGAAAUCUGUAGUAGAACUUAUACAGGAGAAAGUACUCAGAGGUGAACAAGGUACUGCUGUCCUACAGAACCCUGAAGUACAGACAAAUUUGAAGCACUUGGUGAAGGCACUCCUGAAGACCUUUGUGGAGUUCCUGAAAAGGUUGUCUGACCCACUGAUCAAGAGAGAAAGGAAGGAUAGCAAGAAGGACUUUUCAUCAGCUCAGGUCCUCACAACAUUGGGCAACUGUCGAGAGUAUUCUCAGUCCACAUUGCCACGUUUGGCUGAUGUCUUCUCCUCUGCUGGCUUUCGGAAACUUGAUGAAGUAUUUGAGGAGGUGAAUAGAUUGACCCAAAAGCGUGCAGAAAAGAUUAUUGCUGCAUAUAUUGAAUGGGUGUCAGGGCCAUUAAUUGGAUGCAUUGAACCAUCUAUGUAUCGUGGAGGUUUUCGUUGGGACAAAUGUCAUCAGCCAUAUACUGUCAGCAGCUACAUCCCUGAAACUCUCUUGACCAUCCUUAGUAUUUAUGCUGAAGUGAUGGAUCACUCACCAAAGCACAGCCUACAAGUGGUGCAAGAAAUCAGUGCUGCAGCAUGUGAAGAGAUAGCACGGCUGUAUUCUUGUGUGAAGAAGUUCUCUCCUGAAGGAGCUGCACAAGCCUGGAUAGAUCUCCAGGCAUUCCAGAGAAUUAUUUCAUCUUUCCUCAAUGAGAAUGCCCAAUCACUAUUACCUGUGGUGACCAAGUUUCUAGAACAAAUGAAGAUUCAAAGUGAAUGUUUUGUGAAUGCAUAGAAGUGAACUGUGAUAUAUGCACCAGGGAGUUGAUGAUGAUCCUCCCUUCAGAUCCUACUUCCAUGAAGAUUUGUCAGAUCCUGAGAUAGUAUAUUGAUUUUUGUGAAGCCCUCAAUCCUAC